ACUGCGAGCCACUACCGGAUUUACCGACUACGCAGAAUACGGUGUUGAUAGGAAAGAAAAGCACCGAGUACAUCCUUCCCUUAUUUCCCGAAUAACCUUUUCCUUCAUAUCAUUUGCCUGGUUAUUGAAAACCCCGUUGCUAACCAUAAAAAGUUUCGGAGAAUUAGAGGGAUGAGCAGAGAGACACCGCCUGAGCCACUUAAUUUCUUUAUUUGGACAGUUGAGGAUGUUGGUUUGUGGUUGGAAGAAAUUAAUCUCGGUAACUAUAGGCAAAGUUUCAAAGAAAAUGGUGUUAAUGGGGAGUUUCUGGAAGGGUUGUCAAUGUUCUCCACUGAACAGAUCCUACGGUUUAUAAGAAGAUGCCACAUGAAAUGGGGAGAUUUUAUAACAUUAUGUAAGGAGCUUAGGAGAAUUAAAGUGGCUUGCUUAAAGGGUGAACAGAAAGUACAUGGUCCGUGGUGGGCUCCAUCAUGCCUUUCUGUAGUCUUUGUCAAGGCGGCCAAGCGCAACAGGCAGUCAAGAGUUGUUUCAUUGAAACUUGAAUCUUGACAUUUGGAAGAUUUUCACAACAGCAGCUUGUAUAUGUCGUUUAUCUUCUUUAGGUGUUGAUGGAUGGUUGGAUGCUAUGCCUUUUUUGGUUGCCUUUCUCUUCUUUUGAUGUAUUUCCUUUGUUAAUGUUGUCGGUAUAUGUUUUUCUUGUGUUUCUAGUGGGGAGAACAUCCUCUCUUAUGAUUCUUACGGAGUACGAGUAUUAUUU
Molecule: messenger RNA, 757 nt
Organism: Cuscuta epithymum
Lineage: Eukaryota; Viridiplantae; Streptophyta; Magnoliopsida; Solanales; Convolvulaceae
Source: the annotation of a GenBank genome assembly